UUUGCGAUAUAAAUGGAAUUGAAAAUUUCCCCAUCAAGUUAUUCCACGUUUUUAUAAGUUCAAACAUAAUAUUUUACACCAAUAUAUAGUCAAACUUGUUACAUAUUCAUAGUACCAACACAUAAACAUAGACCUAAUGGCUUGUCCCUGCUAAAACAAUUGCAAAAUGGCGGCGACGAGUGUUGACGUGUCUGACGUGACGGACCAGGUGCCGUUGGACGUGGAGGGGGACAUCACCGUCCCCGGGGCGCCUCCCGAGAUGGACGAGGACGACUUCUCCACGCUAGACGAGCCGGUGAAGGACACCAUUCUCAGAGAUCUGAAGGCAGUAGGGAAGAAGUUUGUCCACGUGUUGAACCCACUGAAAGGAAGCCGGUCGUUACUGAGAGAGUGGGACCUGUGGGGACCGCUGGUGCUGUGUGUCAUGGUGGCACUCUUACUACAGGGGGACAACGCAGCAGACACCGGAGCUCCGCAGUUCGCUGAGGUGUUUGUGAUCCUGUGGGUGGGUGCUGUGGUAGUGACCUUGAACUCCCAGCUGCUUGGAGGUCAGCUGUCGUUCUUCCAGAGUGUGUGUGUCCUGGGCUACUGCGUCCUCCCUCUCAGCAUCGCGCUCAUCGUGUGCAGAAUUAUCCUGGCAGCCACCGCUACACAGACUAUCGUUUUGUUCGCCAUACGUUUUGUAACCGUGCUCCUUGGGUUCGCCUGGUCGACCUUCGCAGCCAUGGCCUUCCUGGGAGACAGCCAACCAGUCAACAGAAAAGCUCUGGCAGUUUAUCCAAUCUUCUUGUUUUACUUUAUCAUCAGCUGGAUGAUAAUAUCACAUACACACUCAGACACCUAGUGUUCAGACUAAAGUGAGAUUUUAGACAGAAACAGUCUAGUUUUGGUCCUUAUUGAUACUAAUUAUGGUUGAUGGCUUUCUUUCUGAAGAACACUCUAGUCAAAGGGUAGCUAGAUGCUAAGAAGUAAAGUUGAUGGGCUUUUUAUUAUUGGUCAAUACUAGUAAUUCAACUUGAUUUCCAACAAGUUAUUUCAUAUUCAUAGGUAGUAAAGUUUGUUUUUGUAUUAUGUUGUGUCUUCUGUGCCAUGACUGGAAAGAAAGCCUGUAAUGGUGACAAGGAAUUUAUAUAUUGAAGGGUAUGUGUAUAUAUAGAUGUUAAAAUUACACUUUAUAAGAGGUAUUAAAAGGAUGUAAUUCUUUCAUCAGAAGAGGCAGACCACAAGGUGACUUGUUAUUUUGUGUAUUGAUCAAAAUUUUAUUUAUUUCAAAGUUGGGCUUAAGUCAUGUAAUAAGGAGUUGACUUUUCAACCAUAUCAUGUAUUGUUUUGUCAAUUUGCUAGAUUGUAAAGCGUUUUUUUUUGGUGUGCACAUGAAGAUAUGGCACAUGGAUUUGUUAUUACAUAUAAGAGAAUAUCUGAGUAUUUAUAGACUAAGUCAUUGUUGAAGGUCAGAUCUCAAGAAUCAGAGAUUCAAGUUAUUGUACAAUCAGGUAUAUAUGCAAUCAUAUGAUAACGUUUUGCUGCUGGAAAAGGGAUAUACUUGUUACAGUUAAAGAUACCACCUACUGUGAAGUCAUCAUUACUGUAUGAAUAAAUGUCAUGCCUGUAUGGAUGAUACACCAAAUACAUUUGUACAACUAAGCCUUUCUGUUGUACCCAUUGCA
This is a messenger RNA of Branchiostoma belcheri (Belcher's lancelet), 1667 nucleotides long. RefSeq names its product protein YIPF6-like. The transcript has 3 exons. Gene Ontology annotation, biological process: endoplasmic reticulum to Golgi vesicle-mediated transport. The coding region runs from base 167 to 844 and encodes 225 amino acids. Gene Ontology annotation, cellular component: trans-Golgi network; membrane. NCBI's taxonomy places the organism in Eukaryota, Metazoa, Chordata, Leptocardii, Amphioxiformes, Branchiostomatidae. The record is from RefSeq and is a predicted model, not a curated record.